Molecule: messenger RNA, 3417 nt
Organism: Varroa destructor (honeybee mite)
Lineage: Eukaryota; Metazoa; Arthropoda; Arachnida; Mesostigmata; Varroidae
Product: acetylcholinesterase-1-like
Biological process (GO): choline metabolic process; acetylcholine catabolic process
Cellular component (GO): plasma membrane
Molecular function (GO): acetylcholinesterase activity
Source: RefSeq, a predicted model, not a curated record
UUACUACGCUUGGUCUUAGCAUAAACAUAAGAGGCCAACCUUAAAUAAUCGUACGUAGAGACUAUAUAAUCCAGCUCUGGAAUCACUGAAAAAUGUCGUUGUUUUUUUGACAUAUACAAAUAUAAGCGAGUGGUCCUAUUCAUUUAAAUCGGGCCGAUUUACAGUGUGACAUCGAAAGUCUAGUAGAUCAGACGGAUCUGAUGCAAUCAAGAACCUCGUUCUUGUCACAGGUAGCAGAGCUCAUACCAGAAAAAUCUAAAGCAGAACCAACUUAUUUUCCCUCUCCAGACAAGCUAAUGUUCUUCAAGUCACCCUCAUCUUGACUUCGGAGAAAGAACAGACGGAAAGAUACAGUGGAAAGAAGUAUGGAGCCAAAAUCCUUGGCGGCUGCUGUUUUGGCGGGUUCCGGUGGAACCGUCUGAUCAUUAGCCCUUUACUGAGCGGUGUGUGACAUGCUCCGUUUAAUAUUUGCCCUUCUAAUUGCCAUUCCCUUGACGGCAACAACGCCGACGGCAAACCUGACUUCCGGAUUAUGGAACGGAAUUGAGAUUGACAUACCCGAUGUUCCUCGAAAGGUUGAAGCUUUUCUGGGGGUGCGCUACGCCAAACCACCGCUCGGAAAUCUGCGUUUCAAACAUCCGAAGCCCCAUGCGUACAGUGGUGAGCAGGACGGCACCAAGUUGGCUGAUGCGUGUAUUCAGGGUAACACAUUCUAUAUCCGCAAGGGAAUCAAUUUCCACUUCGAGUCGACGUCAGAGGAUUGCUUACACGUGAACAUCUAUAGGCCGAAGGGUGUAACAGAUGCCCCUGUCGUUGUGUACGUAUAUGGAGGAAGCUUCCUUGGAGGCUUCAACGGCUUAUUCCUCUACGAUCCUGAGGAAUUAGUUGCUCGCCACGAUAUCAUUGUGGUAAUAAUAAACUACCGCCUGUCUGUAAUGGGUUUCCUUUUUUUAAACAAUACGGAAGCUCCGGGCAAUCAGGGACUGCAUGAUAUUCUUUUAGCCGUAAAAUUCGUAAAGGAGAAUGCGCGAGCUUUAAAUGGAGAUCCAGAUAAGUUCACCCUAUGGGGCCAGUCUGCUGGGGCGUUUGCCGUCGGCUUCCUUAUGGGAAGUCCUCUUGCCAAAGGGCUAUUUUCGCGAGUGAUACUUCAGAGCGGUACACCUGUCAGUGCUGCUCCAUCUUUUUCGAUGAAUAGCAUAAACGGCGCAGUAAGUGCCGCCAGUGUUGUCAAUUGCAUCGAUUCGAGUCGAAAACCUGAAGACCAACUAGAAGAUAUUGGCCGUUGUAUAAAGAAUGUUGACGCUAAGACGCUGUUUGACGCAGUGAACCGAGGUUUAGGAGAGCAUUAUACGAUAACCUUCCAACCACAAUAUGGUAUCGACAACCUCCUGCCCGAUUUUCCAUUCCCUACUGAUCAGUCAAAGGUGCCCCUCAACGACGACAUUAAGGAGGUGUUUACAAGUACCGUAAGCAACGAGGGAGGCUUGUUCAUCGAAGGAAUACUGGAACGUUUUCAAUUCAACGAUACGUCUUCGGCUGAUGAUUACAUCGAUCUUGCGCGAAUCGUUAUGAAGGUCAUUCUCAAUUUACCUGUGGAGCUCGUACGAGACAGUUCGAUUGCAUACAUCCCGCAGACGUUGCAGGUUGGCCAUAAUCUACGCUCUGCCAUGGGGCGUCUAUUUGGAGAUCUUAUUUUCGAGUGCCCAACCGAUCUUUAUUCCGCUUUCCUCGCCAAUAGGGGUGUCAAGGUUUACCGCUACGUGUGGAACCAGCGACCUUUGACAAGCUAUUGGCCCGAAUGGACAGGUGCGACUCACUGUGACGAUGUUCCCUAUACAAUGGGCGGACAACUGCACCUAGGUGAAAAGGCUGAGCGCUCCAAUCAAGCCAGUCCAGAACUAGCACGCUAUAUGCGAGUGCCAAUCGACGGUGACCACAAGACCUUGGUACUGAACUCUUUGAAAAUGAUAGCAGAUUUCAUAAAAAACGGAAUACCUUCGAGACCCGACGGCACCGAUUGGCCUCUGUACACUCCAACCGAACCGCGCAUGCUCCGGAUAGAGGCUUCCGGUUUCACCGAGAUUACGGGGCCGCGAUCGGACAAGUGUUCGGUAUGGGAUGAUUACCUUCAUAACAUAGUCGCAGUUAAGAAACCCGGAUCAACAUUUGACUUCAGUGGCAAUAAUGCCAUACCUCAAAAAAAUACUGUUUCACGUCGACCUCAAAAAUUCAAGAAGCUCCGUACUACAUCGGCGGCUACACCUGCCCAAAUCGUACCUUCUGCAAUGGUCAUCCAUUCGGUGUCGCUGAUAGGUCUAAUACUUCUUUUAAAGCAAAAGGUCUUAUGGUAGAACAAGGCACAGCGAUGGUCAAUUUGUAAAUUUUACUACUGUAUAUGUCCUAUAUUUAUUUGCGUAAUAACGACAUGGCUACAGUUUCGUGCAAUGAAUAUAUAAUUAUAAAGAUGGAAUCAUUUGUUCUGUAGUGAAUUUCAGUUGAUAAAAGUUAACCAACAGAUACUACAAUGUUAUAAGGUAAAAUGCUGAUAUUUCCGCUAUUUUUUUUUAAGACAGAAGACACUACGAGGAUCGACGAAGAAUAAUAUAUCUAAUAAAGUAAAGAAAGAAAAAGGUGAAAAAUGUAGGUAUACGUAAAAUCCUCUUAAAGACUAGCUGUGACUGUACGAAAAUGAUAAUGAAAAGGAAUAGUUUCGUCCGCUAUAAUUAUAAUUUAAGGUUUACCUGAACUUCCAUAAUUGAAUGCGAAUACCGCAAAUUAUUUAGGCUCUUUUGAGUAAGCGUCUAAUUCGAAAUGUCUAACGGAAACAAUUGGCACGAGCAUCAGACUGAUGAAAUGGAACGGAAUCGUACACAUUUUUCCAUUCUUAAUGCCCUACGUAGGUUUUAGGCGAGGAAUCAAGGCUAUAUCAUUUGAAAUUUCACACAUUGUGACUUCUGGCAAGAAAAUCACAAAGCUUGUUCUCAGAUUACAAUUCUUACUUAAUUACAAUUUCUUUGGUGCACCUGAGUGAGAGUAGUCCUUUAUUUGAAAGAACUUGGCACCACACAUCCACUUUAAUCUAAUAAGUAAAUUAUACAAAGAAUAAAUACAGCCUAAGAUAAAUCAGGCUAUUGAUUUCAUAUCUGCGAUGAAGAUAAGUGGGGAAAUAUACCAAGUAUGGUGUGCAGAACACAUUACGCUCAACCCUGUUUUAAACCAGUUUGAAAACUGAAACGGAGAUUUUUUUAUAACGCGAAACAGUGUAUUUAAAAGUAUCAAAGAGUGCUUCAUUCAUGUACCUGGCUUAAGCUUAUAAUUUAUUUGGCGAGUUUUAGAUAUAUAUAUAUAUAAGCGUCAACUUAUCUUUAAACAGAUUGGGCGAAGAUUUUAAAUGUUGCAUCGCCGAAGCUCAUUGAU